Messenger RNA from Penicillium brevicompactum, 3051 nucleotides. Its product is annotated as ankyrin-2. The record is from RefSeq and is a predicted model, not a curated record. The transcript has 3 exons. NCBI's taxonomy places the organism in Eukaryota, Fungi, Ascomycota, Eurotiomycetes, Eurotiales, Aspergillaceae. Gene Ontology annotation, molecular function: protein binding. Bases 1 to 3051 code for a protein of 1016 amino acids.
AUGGAAGCGGUCGGAUUGGCCGUUGGAGUUAUAGGACUGGCGGGGCUUUUCAGCUCUUGUCUGGAUGUCCUGGAGAGGUUCGACUCUUGGAAAGACUUUAACAACGACUCGCGCGCCUUAGCACUUCGAUUCGAGGCCGACAAGCUUCGUUUUGAAAAUUGGGGCCAGACAGUGGGGAUUGGCCAAAACGACUCGUCAGAUUACCAUCACGAGAGUCUCAAUGAUCCACGAACUUUGGAAACAGUCGAAGGACUUUUGUCAGUCAUACGUGAAAUCGGCAGUGACUCGGAAAUCAGGUUCCCUUCCGGGGUUUCAGGGCCUCAUGCCCGGCCUGCCAAAGGUGGCCUGUCCUCCAAAGCCACUGUGCAUCGACCUGAAUCAAGGCGAAGGAGACUUGGUUGGGCAAUGCGAGAUAAGGCAAAGCGCAUAGCCCAGGUCGAACAGUUCGCGCAGCUAGUGGACCGACUGUACAUAUUGGUGCCACUGACUGGGAGCGGGAAUUGCGGAAACACCCUUGGUAGCACACAUGUGCAAACAAGACGGGACGUGGAAAAAUGGUUGAUGGGCCGACACCCUCCGAACGAACUCUUUAGUGAUUUUACCGACAAAAGAUUGGACGGCACCUGCGAAUGGAUUUUAACAGAAGAUUCAUUCAUCAACUGGUCCUCAUCCAGAAUUUCAGCUGUCAAUGCAGCAAGGCUUCUGUGGAUCAAUGGGCCCGCAGGAGUUGGAAAGUCUACCCUCUGUGCCAGACUCAUCAAGCACCUCUCCGACAAAACCGAGGAGCCUAUCGCUCAUUUCUUCUUUUCCUCUGAUUUUGAGACCCGAGCAGAUCCCUUUGUGGCGAUACGGUCAUGGAUCUCUCAAAUGGCAACUCACCCAACUGCGUUUAGGCUAAUUCACGAAAAAAGGACAAAACAGCACAGCCAAAUGGCAACUCGUGCGGAUAUCAUCGAGCUUCUCCGAGAAAUCUGUCAAUCUGUCCAUGGAUGCUUUUUUGUUCUGGAUGGUUUGGACGAAUGUACUUGGAGAGGAGGAGAAGAGGACUCUGUUACUGUGUUUUUGGAGACAAUAACGAGAACGAUCAAACACACAUCUACCCGAAUCCUGGUCGUUAGUCGCAAUGAACCUGAGAUCAGACAUGGUCUCACUAACCCCAUUGAUGGGAUCAUCAUGUUUCAACAUGAUAUUUCUCUUCAAGAUGUCAGCUCGGACAUAGGGUUGUACUCAAUGAGUAUCGUGGAAAAGCGACUUCCUCGCAAGACCCAAGCGAUGAAGUCAGGUAUUUCGCAGAAAAUGGCGAAUGGAUGCAACGGACAAUUUCUCUGGCUUAAGAUGCAGGAAGACUCACUUCGCAGUUGGAAAAACCAAAAGCAGCUGGAAGAUGCAAUCGAGAAGACACCAGCCGGGCUGGAACAUCUCUAUGAACGGAAUUGGAUGAAGAUGGCAAGAUUCCCCGAAAGAGAACGAGCUCGAGCCUUUGCCUUGUUGCGUUGGACGGCAUUUGCUUUUCGACCACUGUCUGUCCGAGAGCUCACAGAAGCCUUGCUUAUUGAUGAAAGCAGAAAUGAACUGCUACUGGAUGAGAUGCCAGAUACCAUCGAUGAUGAUUAUAUCGAUAGUGAGAUGGCCAACCUCUGUGGAUCUCUCCUUGAAAUUCGAUCCUCUCAAUCCGAAGCGCACUUUGGAUUAAGGACGGUGCAUCUUGCGCAUUUCUCAGUCAAAGAGUACCUACUACGCAAUAUGCCUCUCGAUUUGACCAUUCCAACCUUCCAACCCUCCACCGAGUCAAUUGAAAGUGUCUUUUUCUCCAGGAUGUGCCUGCGCUAUGCGACUAUCCCAGAGGUCUGGUCGAACACUUCUCCUCUGUGCGAUGAUCAGAUCUUUGGUUCAUUUCUGGAUUAUGCAGCUGGCCAUUGGUACGAAUACUCUGCGAUGGACAAUUUGAAUGACAGCCAAGCGGUCAGUCAGAUGAAUUCAUUUUUUGAUUCAAGCAAUCCAACAUGGCAUUCUUGGACACACUGGAUGAGGGGAAAUGAUAAAACCCUGAAGGCAAUGACAUUACAUGGCAGGGGCAAGUCAGAAAGUCCAUUGUUCUAUGCGGUGCUGGUUCGCUUGCCAGAAACGGUACGGCACCUGAUAAAGGAAAAAGGGUUCACACCCAACGAGCAGCUUUGCUUGGGCUGGACGGCUCUCACAUUCGCUUGUUACCGAGGUGAUUUGAAGACAACGCAGGUUCUUCUUGACGCAGGGGCCAAUGUCACGACUGCCGAUGAUGAUGGGUGGACGCCGCUCCACUUUGCUUCGGCAGCCGGAUAUGCCGACUUGGCCAAAUUGCUGCUUACAGCAGGUGGCGGUGCCACUACGUUAGCCAAGCAAGGAUGCACACCACUGGAACUAGCAUCCUACAACAGCCAUCAUGAGAUAGUUCAGCUACUACUGAGGUGGAACGCAGAUCAAAACCCGGCACCCCAACAUAAAUGGACACAUUUGCAAACGGUCACAGACAACAGUCAUCCCGAGACUGCCCCAGUCACUCCUGAAAUCCCCGAGCCUAUAUCAAAAUGCAUAUGUCCAUGUGUCAUUUUGCCAGGGGUGGUAUUUGUUAAGAUUUUCAAACUCCCCGCAUCAACUUCCAAUUCAAACACGAAGAAGCAGAGAAAUCGCUCACCCAAAUUCGAACCCCAACCAGAAGCCGACGUCGAGGUUGAUACCGACUUGGACCAAAAGUCCUCUUCUUCGAUAUCUUCAUCACGUUUUGAGCUCGCCUCAGCCAUUUUAAAGGCUGAGGAUGUUCAGGAUUGGUCUUUCGAGAUUGAUUUUGAAUCAAUUUUGCUUAAGCUAUCCCAGUGGACGACCAAUGGCACGAAUGACCAUUUGCUGUCGAAACUGGCCCUCCAUAAUCCUGGUCACAUACUCGACCUGAUCUCGAUUUACAUCAUGACUAGAUUUAAACUACUUUGGGUGCUGAACUGUGACUCUCAAAGUGGAUUUGACCAGUUUGUUAAGAACCUUUUGUUUCAACAGUUCAUUGCUUGUAGCGAGUAUUAG